AUGCAUUUUCUCGCGAAACUCGCCAUUCCAUGGUUUUCACACACAGCAUCUCUCAUCCACGUUCUCGCUCUAAGCACAUCUUUAUCUUCUCAAACCUCAACAACAACCUCUCCAACCGCCCAAGAAUGCUCACCAGGUCCUGAUCCCCCAGUUUCCCCACCCCUGAACAAUAGUCUCGCUCUCACCCCUCCCAUGGGCUGGAGCUCCUGGAAUCAAUUCGGUGAUUUGAUUGACGAAAACCUCAUCAAGUCAACCAUUGAUGCCAUGAUCUCCAACGGUCUAAAGGAUGCUGGAUUUAUCUAUGUGAAUUUAGAUGAUGGCUGGCAGCGAUACAAGGGACCUAGAUCUGCCCAUCCUCUCGAAGCCGACCCCGCCAAAUUUCCAAAUGGAAUUAAAGCUGUAGCCGACUAUGCGCAUGAACGAGGAUUUAAAUUAGGUAUCUAUUCCGGUCCGGGUGAUGAGACUUGUGCUGGGUAUACAGGGAGUCUUGGACAUGAGGAAGAAGAUGCAGAUAUGUUUGCUAGUUGGGGGAUUGACCAUUUGAAAUAUGAUAGUUGUUGUUCCCAUGGAGAUGCUCCCAAAUCCGUGGUCCAAGAAAUUGUAUUGAAAAUGUCCAAAGCACUUUUGGCAACUGAUCGCCCAAUCGUCUACCACGCAUGUCAUUGCGGUUGGGCCGAUAUCUGGGAAUGGGCCGCCGAUGAAGGAGCAAAUCAAUGGCGCAUUGGUCAAGAUAUUUCUGAUGAGUUCAACUAUCCCGGAAAUCGGGAAAAGUACUAUUUCGACGUGUUAGAUAUGAUUGAUCGAGGGAAUGACUUGGUGCAAUAUUCGGGUCCAGGCCAUUGGAAUGAUUAUGAUAUGUUAAUCAUUGGACUCAAUGGGAAUUCAACUCAACUUGUAGGAACAGGGGCGUCGAAUAUUGAGUAUCGGACGCAUUUCAGUAUGUGGGCGAUGGUAGCUUCUCCUCUACUCAUUGGAUCCGACGUGAGGACUUUGGACACUUAUGAACUUCAAACUCUCACCAAUCAAGAGGUUAUUGAGAUAAAUCAAGAUCCGCUUGGAAUAUCAGCCCAAACAGUGGGUGUAGGCUACGAAGCUGAUGGAGAUCUUCAAGUUUAUGCUAAAGAAUUGGCGGAUGGGAGUUACGCUAUCGCAUUACUCAAUCGUGGAACUUUCACGGCGGAAAUGAGUUUUAGUCCUCGUCGGGAUAUUCUUAUGACUUGGGAUCAUUAUCGAAUUCGCGAUCUGUGGAAACAUAAAGAGGGCCUUUAUGAUGUUCCGUAUACUGUGGAGGUAAUGCCUCAUGAAGCUAAGAUUUUUAGAGUCUGGGAGGUGCAGAAAAAUGCUUCUAUGUGCUUUUUCCAGUAA
Messenger RNA from Botrytis byssoidea, 1365 nucleotides. RefSeq lists its product as uncharacterized. Bases 1 to 1365 code for a protein of 454 amino acids. Lineage: Eukaryota; Fungi; Ascomycota; Leotiomycetes; Helotiales; Sclerotiniaceae. Gene Ontology annotation, molecular function: hydrolase activity, hydrolyzing O-glycosyl compounds. The record is from RefSeq and is a predicted model, not a curated record. The transcript is spliced from 2 exons. Gene Ontology annotation, biological process: carbohydrate metabolic process.